CAACACUUGUGUUUGCAGGAUGGCUUUGACAAAGCUCUUGCUGAGGCAGGUGAUAAGCUUGUAGUGGUUGAUUUUACAGCCACGUGGUGUGGGCCCUGUCAGAGCAUCGCACCUUUUUACAAAGGCCUGUCUGAUAAUUCUGUCUAUGCUGAUGUGGUCUUCCUUAAAGUGGACGUAGAUGAUGCACAGGAUGUAGCUCAGUCUUGUGAGAUCAAAUGUAUGCCAACAUUCCACUUCUACAAGAACGGGAAGAAGCUGGAUGAGUUCUCUGGGUCCAACCAGACUAAACUGGAAGAGAUGGUGAAACAACACAAAGGCUAAACCUGAUAUGAUCCUCUCAUAAAUGUUUCCUGUGCAGCCUCAGUUCCAAUUUUACAAACAAUAACUUUCCACUUAUUAAGGACUUUAAUUUUCUAGUCAUUUUAUGCCGAUUUUUAGCAGGUCAGAAUCUGCCUUACCAAAUCUAUCCAUUUCCAUAAUGAACCUUUGUAUGUUUCUCUGUGUUCACACAUAACUCUGAUUACAUGUGUUUUUUUCAAUAUCAAUAAACACAAUUAUAGAAAAAAUAA
Molecule: messenger RNA, 569 nt
Organism: Labeo rohita (rohu)
Lineage: Eukaryota; Metazoa; Chordata; Actinopteri; Cypriniformes; Cyprinidae
Gene: txna
Product: Thioredoxin-like
Exons: 4
Molecular function (GO): protein-disulfide reductase activity
Source: RefSeq, a predicted model, not a curated record